UGACCUGUUAUUUCCUCUCUGCCCACUGUCCCCAGUGCUGCACCAGUGCAGUGCCAAAGCUGCAACAUUAGCACGCUAACUUUCCCGUUUUCAUAACCCUUAGGUGGGUUGACCUGUCGUAUUUUGUUACUCUUCUUGCUUUUCUUUUCUUAAGCAAACUGCUGCAGUUUUUCGGACAUGCCUAACAUCGUGCUUUUUAGCGGGAGCUCCCACCACGACCUGUCCCAGAAAGUGGCUGAUCGGCUGGGACUGGAGCUUGGGAAAGUGAUCACGAAAAAAUUUAGCAACCAGGAGACAUGUGUGGAGAUCGGGGAGAGCGUGCGCGGCGAGGACGUGUACAUCGUGCAGAGCGGCUGUGGCGAAAUCAACGACAACCUCAUGGAGCUGCUCAUCAUGAUAAAUGCCUGUAAAAUCGCCUCCUCGUCCCGCGUCACCGCCGUCAUCCCCUGCUUCCCGUAUGCCCGGCAGGAUAAGAAAGACAAGAGUCGAGCACCCAUAUCGGCGAAGCUGGUGGCAAAUAUGUUGUCGGUGGCCGGCGCCGACCACAUCAUCACGAUGGACCUCCACGCCUCUCAGAUCCAGGGCUUUUUUGACAUCGCAGUAGACAACCUUUACGCAGAGCCCGCUGUGCUGCAGUGGAUCAGAGAAAAUAUUCCCGAGUGGAAAAACGGCAUCAUCGUGUCUCCAGACGCCGGCGGAGCAAAACGCGUGACGUCCAUCGCAGACCGUCUGAACGUGGACUUUGCUCUCAUCCACAAAGAGAGGAAGAAGGCCAACGAAGUCGACCGCAUGGUGCUGGUGGGUGAUGUCAAGGACCGCGUGGCCAUCCUGGUGGACGACAUGGCCGACACCUGUGGCACCAUCUGCCACGCCGCGGACAAGCUGAUCGAUGCUGGCGCGACAAAGGUCUACGCCAUCCUCACACACGGCAUCUUCUCCGGUCCGGCCAUCUCUCGCAUAAACAGCGCCCCGUUCGAGGCCGUGGUGGUGACCAACACCAUCCCGCAGGAGGAGAAGAUGAAGGCCUGCCCGAAAAUACAGGUAAUUGACAUCGCAAUGAUCCUGGCGGAGGCGAUCAGGAGAACCCACAAUGGCGAGUCAGUGUCCUACCUCUUCAGCCACGUACCCUUGUGAAGAACCUCCCCCCCCCCCCCCGUCGGGCCGCUCGGCCGGCACCUCUCUGCCACAUAUCCUCCAGAAAAGCUUCAAAAAAGUCCUGGUGUUUUCUUUUGCCAACCCCAUGUGACUGUUUAAAGGUCACGCCUACACAUCGAGCAAAAUCUCACUUUGCUCUCCGAAGACCAAGUUUAUAUUUAUGAGUAUCUUUUUUAUUUCCAGUUGUUUUCUCGUGUUGCAGUUUGGGUCUUGCCGACCUUGAUCACGAGGCCUGGCCUUCACUUUAACCAAAGGCUCCAUUAUGUAGCUAUGUAUUAUGUGUACCUCAUAUUGAACUCUAAAAAUGAAACAUUCCACGAUCAGAAAUAUUUUGGCCCUUUCUGCUCAGUCAUUAAAAUAGUUAAUAAAACUAUGCACCUAUAACCCCCCCCCCCCCCCUCAAGUGUUUGCUUUAACAGCUGCUAAAAGUACUAAAAUAAUAUAACCUAACCAUUAACUAGCUAACGCUAUAUUAAUUGUAAUAGUUUAUGCUUAAUGCUAUCAUCGGACCACAGUUUAAAAGCUGCAGUACAAGUGGUAAUGUGUUGAUCUGACCACACACACGAGUAAAACGAAUGAACUUGAUUUACUCGCAUUUUUAUUUUCUCUUUUAGCGAGCCUCAUAAAUGUGCUGAUGCAUCUUUUACCUCUGCAGCGUCAUUUCUCUCACAAUAAGCUGCUGUCACCCAGUGGUGGCUCAUCUGUAUGACACCUUUCUCCUUCAAUAAUUGCUAAAAAAAAAAAGGAAACAUUUAGUGACGACCCUCCGAUCUCCCUGACGGGUCUGUAUUAAGUGUCUAGUGCGAGGGGUCGUUCCAAAAGGUCACGAAAACAAAUGGAGCCCAAAGCUUGUUAUAGUGUUAAGAUUUCAGCCAUGAUUUGUAAUUAAGAUAGUGAUUGUCAUCACAGCUGUAAUGGGUCAUUUAUGUUCCAAGAAAGCAGGUUUCACUGUUUGCUUGUAGAUGAAAAGAAUAAAAUAAAAAGUUGGUGGAAAAGCUGAUUAAUCUUUUUUUUUUUUUACUUUUUUUUUUUAAUAUGUAACACUUUGAGCUGUUUCUUUGACAAUAAAGCUUUGACAAUUGCUUACA
This is a messenger RNA of Cottoperca gobio, 2243 nucleotides long. RefSeq names its product ribose-phosphate pyrophosphokinase 2. Gene Ontology annotation, cellular component: ribose phosphate diphosphokinase complex; cytoplasm. NCBI's taxonomy places the organism in Eukaryota, Metazoa, Chordata, Actinopteri, Perciformes, Bovichtidae. The record is from RefSeq and is a predicted model, not a curated record. Gene Ontology annotation, molecular function: magnesium ion binding; ATP binding; ribose phosphate diphosphokinase activity. Bases 178 to 1134 code for a protein of 318 amino acids. Gene Ontology annotation, biological process: 5-phosphoribose 1-diphosphate biosynthetic process; purine nucleotide biosynthetic process. The transcript is spliced from 7 exons.